AGGGGCAUUAGGACCCAGAGCAACGGGCCGCAGGUGUCAGUUAUCAUGGCGGACAAAAACAAAACCAACCCAGAAAAGUUUUACAGUGAAAUACUGAGCCCCUCCGAGCUGUUUGCAGCUCGGUCCAGGAGUCAUAAGAUCCCUGUCAGAGGGCAGAAGGACUUCUUUCCCAAUGACUCAGAGGAGCAAAAACAGCGUCUGGAGCAGAGUCUGAAUGAACACUGGAGCCUGGUGUCAGAGGAGCGAGUAGAGAGGCUAGGAAACCUCGUGACGGCCUUGUGGGUACAGAAUGAACAGAUUGUAGAACUUCAGACUCCAGCUGGAAAGUUUUGGCAGACGAUGGGUUUUUCUGCCAACGGCAAGCAGUACCUCCAUCCUGAAGAAGCUCUCUACCUGAUGGAAUGUGGUAACCUUCAGGUGUUUGAGCAUGACCUGCCCAUGUCUAUCCAGGAUGGCUAUGAGAAAUUUCUUUCCCCCCAGUCUUUGACCCUCCAGCAGUAUCAGGUUUUUGGACAUUUGAAGAGGCUUGGCUAUGUGGUGACCAGAUUUCAUCCCAGUCCAGAGGCGUCUUCUUAUGCCAGACAGCUGAACCUUCCCAAGCCACAUGGCAGACGUCUAAAGAGGAAGCGCAGUGCCAGCCCCACCACACUUUCAAGUCAUACAGAUUUGAGAGAGGAGCACACGUGUGAGGAACCAGAUGAUAUUAAAUGCACUCAUGAUGGAAAUGAGGAUAACAGUCUUCAGUCAGAUCAUCCCACCUGUCCAGAAGCCACAACGUUCCAAACCUCUGCUGCCAGUUCAGCAGACACAAGAAACAGUCGGUCCUGGUGGAUGACAGAUGCUUUUGUGGGUGUAGGCCAAAAAUCAGAACAAUGCUCCACUGCUGGCUCACGCUGGGACUUCAGUGUCAUCCUUUUCCCAGACCUGGGAUCCAGGAGGCUCCGGCACAGCUGCUUGUCCUCCCCAGACCCCUCUCUGCUGCCUGGGAUGCUGUCUGUAGGAGACUGUGAUGUCACUCCUUGGAUCCAGAGGAUAAACCUGAGAGAGGUGAAGAUGUCUACAAAGGAGGUACAGAGGGAACAGCACCAGCUUAGACACCAGCGCAAUGUCAACAAAGACAAAAAGGUUCAGCAGUGCAGAAACUGGACAGAGUAUCGGGAGCUUCAGGAAAGGCGGCAGGGAAAGCUUAAAGGUCAAGCGGCACACUUGUGGAACAGAGAAGUUAGUCCUUUACACGACCCAAGACAAGAGGUGACUACAGAGGAGCUGCUGGAGAAAAUCAGCGUGAUUAAAUCAACCAAUUUGCUGGAGGGAUCAUCCAGAUUGAAAGCUUCAGAUGAGUGGAGGAUUUGUUUCAAUGUUUACCAACCUGAUGUGGUGACCGACUUCAAGAAGAGCAACCCGGGGAAACCUUAUUCCCACAUGUGUGUUUGCAGUUUUGAUGGUCCGGUGCCUGACCUGGGAGUUUUAAAGCAUCUGGCCUCACAGAGUGCAGACGUCCCUGUGGUCUUUGCUGUGGUGGAUUAUGGGGACAUAUCUUUUUAUACCUUCAAAGACUUCCACCUGCCUACUGAUGUGUACCAAUAAAGCAUUACUCACUUUAUAACAGUAGUGUUGAGCAGGGUGGAAGUGGAAAUGUCAGAUGUGUUUCCUGCAUGGACAUCAUGCACCACUUCUUAAACUGUUUUUUUUAUUAUUAUUAUUAUUAUUAUUACUUCCAGUGAAACUCGCUGGAAGGAUCUCAAAAAAGCCCAGUUGGCGGCGAUCUGAAGUAGGUAACUGUUGGCUCUUUACGCAGAGGAAAUCAGUUUGUGUGUAUGAUAAUUUGUUUGGCAAAAUGCACAUUAUAAACUGAAAAUAUGUUAAUGUAAAGUUGUUUCUCUGUUCAUAUUUACAUGCUGUGUGGGGAAAAGUGCACAUUGUAGGGUUGCCCUCUGGAUUUUUUUUUUUAGCAGAGUAAUGGGCUGGGGAAAAAAAAUCACAUUUAAAAGCCGGGGGUUUGAAGGCUGCUUAGGCGGCAGUCUUUCUGACCAAAACUUUUUUCCCCAAGUACAACCAGAAGGAGCUCAUUGAUGUGUGAUGUAAUUUUG
Thalassophryne amazonica is the source of this 2090-nucleotide messenger RNA. RefSeq names its product TSEN54 tRNA splicing endonuclease subunit (gene tsen54). The transcript is spliced from 12 exons. Gene Ontology annotation, biological process: tRNA-type intron splice site recognition and cleavage. Gene Ontology annotation, cellular component: tRNA-intron endonuclease complex. The record is from RefSeq and is a predicted model, not a curated record. Lineage: Eukaryota; Metazoa; Chordata; Actinopteri; Batrachoidiformes; Batrachoididae. The coding region runs from base 46 to 1587 and encodes 513 amino acids.